AUGGCGAAUAUAGCGACACGCAGAUCCGCACGAUUGAGCGCCAGGUCGAUAAGCUCAGAUUCCAAAUCAGAUUCCAUAUCAGUUCCUCCAUCCGCUCCAAAACCAACAUCUCGGGGCCGUAAGAGGAAAGCAGCAUUGGAUCCGCCACAAGAUGGCUUAAACGGGACCGUUGACGAAGGCUUAGCAGCUAAGGCACCUGCAACUCCCAAGAGGCGUCGUAUUCAAAAGAAAUCUGAUGACCCUCCACCUGCAACGCCCACGCCGAGUAACGUACAGCUUAUUGGCGAGCCGGCUCAGGCGUUCGAGACACCCAAACCAAAACCAGCGGCUGUCAGGCGGCUAGCAGAUCCAAACGCCACAAACGCGACGCUUCUCUCGCCCGAGACAUCUCGAGUAGUGACUAGGCACAUAUCUCCAUCUAAGGCGUCGGCCGAUCAGGUAACGACGACCAACAUCCUCGAAGAGGCAUGUAAGCACCUCAUCAGCGUCGACGAGCGGAUGAAGCCUCUAAUCGAGAAGCAUCACUGCCGGGUUUUCUCGGAAGAGGGAUUGAACGAAAAGAUCGACCCCUUCGAAUCUCUAUGCAGUGGUAUCAUUUCGCAGCAACUUUCAGGAGCAGCAGCCAAGGCAAUCAAACAACGGUUUAUUGAUCUAUUCGAUAACGGCGGUAGAUUCCCGCAUCCAUCUCAGGUCGCAACCUGCACCAUCGAGCGGCUGCGUUCAGUCGGCUUUUCGAAACGCAAGGCCGAAUAUGUGCAAGGUCUGGCGGAGAAGUUUACCAGCGGCGAGCUAAGCGCUCAAUUCCUACUAGACGCGCCGUACGACGUUGUCGUGGAGAAACUAACUGCAGUUAAAGGCCUUGGCCGUUGGUCCGUCGAUAUGUUUGCCUGUUUCGGUUUGAAGAGGCUUGAUGUCUUCGCGUUGGGUGACCUAGGGGUACAGAGAGGCAUGGCUGCAUUCGUCGGGCGCGAUGUGGCUAGAUUAAAAAGCAAGGGCGGUAAAUGGAAGUAUAUGUCAGAAUGGGAGAUGCGAGAGAUAUCUAGGAAAUUUGCUCCAUAUAGGAGUGUCUUCAUGUGGUAUAUGUGGAGAGUUGAGGAGACGGACAUAAGCACAUUAGAAUAA
Messenger RNA from Daldinia caldariorum, 1122 nucleotides. RefSeq names its product DNA glycosylase. The transcript is spliced from 2 exons. Gene Ontology annotation, cellular component: protein-DNA complex; nucleus. Lineage: Eukaryota; Fungi; Ascomycota; Sordariomycetes; Xylariales; Hypoxylaceae. The coding region runs from base 1 to 1122 and encodes 373 amino acids. Gene Ontology annotation, molecular function: DNA-7-methylguanine glycosylase activity; DNA-3-methyladenine glycosylase activity; alkylated DNA binding. The record is from RefSeq and is a predicted model, not a curated record. Gene Ontology annotation, biological process: base-excision repair, AP site formation; DNA alkylation repair; base-excision repair.